AUGAACUCAAAAGGCUUUUCCGUAACCAAUACACACUCAAUCUAUACGGACGUGAAAAAGAGAAGAAACAGUCGAGAUGAAAGAUUGUCCGAGAUAGAGAAACAACGUCUAUCAUAUCGUUCAUUUUUGGAGUCCAUAAUCACGAAACAGGGACUAUACUUUAUCCGUUUACCUCGAAUCCAGUAUCCUGGGCAGUGGCCGGACACAAAUAGUGACGAUUUUGUACAAUCUCUAACGCAACCGGAUGAAGACCAGUCCACGUAUCACACAGCAAGUCUUUCCGUUCACAGUGCCAUAUCCGGAGUGAGUAGAAGAAAUAAAUCAAAAAAAAGUCGAACGGCUUCUUUUCGACGACGAGGCCUAGAACGAGCAUACAGUUACGAUGAACGAACCAGUGCAGGAACGAAAACAAGUUUCGGCGAUCUGCCAUUCGAUUACCAAAGACACAGUCGAUUUCGACAUCGGUCAGUUAAUCGAGCAAAGCUGCUAGAAGAGUUGAAAUUCCAUUUAAUUUACGAUGAGCCGAGUAGAACUUAUAAACCUGGUACUCGCAUAGCAUCGCGUCAUAUAUUCCGGGUGGUAAACACUCUGCAUCAAAGUUUGCGCAGAGCAUACGGUUUAGACUGUAUAAAUGAAGCUAUCCAGUGGGUCAACCGGGAACUCAGACCCAAACGAAAACUGCCAAGAUUGUCUGUCUCUACGGUGCGUCUUCCUCAGUCACCAGUUGAACGUCCCUCAUUUCAGACAACGUAUCAUGUGGAUACAGUGGACAAAGGUAACUGGCUCAAAUUGAGCUUAUUAGUCGCCCCCACCGAAGAGGACACUAGAAAACUGACUUCUUGCAGACGGUUUCGAUUUCGCAUCAAGGACGAUAUUCCACUGAUUGUGUUGAUGAUUGCCGUGGCGGAUCGGUUCAAUCUACGUGACCCGGCUCGAGUAAAAGUAAGAAUUCGACGAUCACGGGACAUUCUGAGCGCACCACUUCGACCGUGCGAAACUGCCGAACAAUUGGGACUACAAAAUGGUGAUCGUCUAUUGGUCGUGCUCGAACGUAACGAAACGCAGACGAGCCCCGAUAAGUCCCGCCCCGUCUGA
Messenger RNA from Echinostoma caproni, 1095 nucleotides. The record is from the annotation of a GenBank genome assembly. Lineage: Eukaryota; Metazoa; Platyhelminthes; Trematoda; Plagiorchiida; Echinostomatidae.